CGACUUGCCCAAGGUCCCACAGCCGACAAGUGGCCAAACUGAAAUUAAAACCCAGGUCCUUCUGACUCUCAGGGCCGUUCUCUAUCCACCGGUUCAUGCUGCUUUGCAGGGCGCUCUGCACAAGGAAGCCUGUUGCCUUGGUGCAUGUUUCUGGGAAGAUUUAGGAAGAGGAAUAAAAGGACAUAUAAGACGAAUAAUGCAUUUGGGUGCGGACGCUCUGCCCUGAAGUUGCAAUGUUGGGGGGCCGUGUGAAGCCAGAAGUUCCGGUCUGAGCCCCGUGUCAGCCCUCCAUCUGACGAAGCCAUCUCGAGAACCCGGGCCGUGGAUCUGGAAGCAGCCGGAGGGAGCAGGGAGAGUCGUAUCAGUCCGUUGGCAUUCGGACCGCCUUCACGCCCUCCCGUUUCUGAACCCGAUCCCUCCUUGGGAGGACCCUCGGGGGGCCCGUCUCAGGCACUCAGUCGGAAGACCCAAACGUCGUGGGAACCCAGGCCCCUGCGAGGGAAUGCCCCGAGCUAGAAGCUUCUUCUUCUUUGGACGAAAAGGAAUCGACCCGGAGUAACGCGGAUCCUUUCCUGACUCUUCCCUUCCCCACUUCAUGACGUUUCUCCCCAAUUUUUUCCAGGCCUCAUAUACGCCCCGAGCCUCUGCCUGACACGGUGUCCUUCCACUCCCCAGCCUCCGUCUUUUGGAAGGGGCUGGCGCUUCCCCUCAGAGUGGACACCGUGGGCCCUGGUGCAUUCGGGGUGGGGCGCCUCAGGAUGCCCCUCUGGCCUGUUGCCUAGCGGCCCCUCCCCCUCCGGGAGUCGGGCACCUCCUCCCCUGCCCCCAGUGCCCCCCGCCCCCCCGGCCCGCAGAGUGCGGAAUGAGGCUGCUAUGGCCAAAGUGUGGGUGAAAUUCCAUCGUUGCUUCCGGCGGAGCCCCGUGCGCUUCUUCUCCCUGGUGGCCCUGUACCUGGCGGCGGGCAGCCUGCUCUUCCUGCACUCGGGCUUCGGCGGGGAGCCCGCCCUGUCCCGGGCCCAGCCCAACCCCAACCCGGUCGACGGCGGAGGGCUGGGAGGGCCGGUCCUAGGGACACCGCUGCUCAGGGGGGGCUUCCAGGGAGCUCCCCGGCCCCCCGGCCCUCCCCGAAGGUACGGGCCUUGGUUCCAGGGGGCCGGCAAGGCGCCCUCCGCCGACGGGAGCCGACCGGCGGAUCACGGCGGGGCCUGGAGCCGUGUCCUCAAGGGGAGAGUCACCCGGGAGAAGGAGGAGGACAGAGCGACGUACAUUGGCUGCUACGUUGACGAUACCCACCACCGAGCUCUCCGUGGGGCAUCCUUCUUUGACUACAAAAAGAUGACGGUCUUCCGUUGCCAGGACAACUGUGCCGAACGGGGCUACCUGUACGCGGGCCUGGAGUUCGGGGCCGAAUGCUACUGCGGACACAAGAUCCAGGCCUCGAACACGAGCGAGUCCGAGUGCAGCAUGCAGUGCAAGGGGGAGAAGACCGACAUCUGCGGGGGGGCAGACCGCCUGUCCAUCUUCCGGCUGGAGCUGGCCCAGGAGUCGGCCCGGCGCUAUGGGAGCGCCAUUUUUCGCGGCUGCUUCCGCAGACCAAACAACAUCUCUUUGGCGUUGCCCGUCACGGGCCUCAUGCUGAACCUGUCUGUGGACAAAUGUGUUGACUUUUGCACCGAGAAGGAGUACCCCCUGGCCGCUCUGGCCGGGGUGGGUUGCCACUGUGGCUUCCCCACCCAUCGCUUCACCCUCCAUGAGCGGGAAGACGAGCAGCUGUGUGCGCAGAGGUGCAGCGGCGAGGAGUUCGAGAGCUGCGGGACGGCAGAUUAUUUCAUCGUCUAUCAGACUCAGGUGCAAGAUAACCGCUGCAUGGACAGGCGCUUCCUGCCAGCCCGGUCCAGACAGCUCGCCGCCCUGGCCAGCUUUCCGGGGGCGGGGAAUACCUGGGCCCGCCACCUCAUCGAGCUGGCCACCGGCUUCUACACGGGCAGCUACUACUUUGACGGCUCCCUCUAUAACAAAGGGUUCAAGGGCGAGAGGGACCAUUGGCGGAGCGGGAGAACCGUCUGCGUCAAGACCCACGAGAGUGGUCGGAAGGAGAUCGAGGCCUUUGACGCCGCCAUCCUGCUCAUCCGCAACCCCUACAAGGCCCUCAUGGCCGAGUUCAACCGCAAGUACGGCGGCCACAUCGGCUUCGCCUCCCACGCCCACUGGAAGGGGAAAGAAUGGCCUGAAUUCGUAAAGAAUUAUGCUCCCUGGUGGGCCAGCCACACCUUGGACUGGCUGAAAUACGGCAAGAAGGUCUUGGUGGUUCACUUUGAAGACCUGAAGCAGGACCUCUUCAUCCAGCUUAAGAGGAUGGUCAGCUGGCUGGGCGUCACGGUCUUUGAGGACAGGCUCCUAUGCGUGGAGAGUCAGAAGGACGGGAACUUUAAACGGUCGGGGCUGAGGAAGCUGGAGUAUGACCCUUACAGCCCCGAGAUGAGGAAAAUGAUCGGCAGCUACAUUAAGACAGUGGACAGGACCCUGAAGCUCAGAAACCUCACCGGCGUUCCAGAUUAUUACUACCCUAGAUGAUGGAGCGGGCCUGGGGCGCCAUCUCGACCCAGAGGAUGAUGGAAAGGGAGAUUGGGGGAGGGGGAGAGUGGGUAACUGUUCUGCUGCUGAUGUGUUUCCUGCAUGAGAAAGAUGGAGCCGUCCAGGGAGGGCGUCGCCUAGUUGAGACCAAUUCCCAACUCGGUGACUUGCCAGGCACCCCUCUCCACCCCCGAACCCCAACCUUCUGACCUCCACAUUUUUCAGAGAUCUCCCCCCAGCCCCAAACCCGAAGAACCACAUCUUUUCUACGGUGCACGUUCCUCCCUGGGGGGUGUCUGGGGUGGAUUCUUGGCUGGUUCUUCUCUUCCUCUCUUGAAGCUCACCCGGAGGAAGAAGCCGCUGCCACCAUCAUGCAGGGAGGGGAGGGAAGGGGAAGGUCUGAUCAGAAAGGCUCCUCCUUACAGAUACAUUCAUCCCGGGCUUGAAGGGCUAAGCAUUCGAAGCCCCGUAAGUGUGUACCUCUCCUGGCCCCUGGCUUCUGGCCGCCCAGAGAGGACUCCCACCUGAGGCCCCAGGUUCUUUCCCAAAUUGAGAUCCCCAUUAGUGGCUUCCUUCCCCUCCAGCCUGAGGCACUAAAGGAGCACUAAGAUGUCUGAAUUUCUGCCUCCACUUCCCCACCUUGGUUCUUCCAUAUUUUGGGGUUUGGGAGGAAGCAGAAAAUAGGCCAAGCGGCUCUGCAUUCUGAAGUGGGGGCUGGAUGUGCAACCGAGAACCACCGGCCCAUUCGUGGCCAACUCCCACGCCACCGGGUUCCAGGCAAGACUAUUCGCCCCGGACCGAUCUGAAGCUUCGAGAGGGAGAAGCAGCAUGGCCUAGAGGAAACAGCUUGGGCCUGGGAGGCGGGGAGCUGGGUUCUAAUCCAACC
Ornithorhynchus anatinus (platypus) is the source of this 3460-nucleotide messenger RNA. It is a transcript of the gene WSCD2, whose product is annotated as WSC domain containing 2. Gene Ontology annotation, molecular function: sulfotransferase activity. The record is from RefSeq and is a predicted model, not a curated record. The transcript is spliced from 10 exons. The coding region runs from base 874 to 2574 and encodes 566 amino acids. NCBI's taxonomy places the organism in Eukaryota, Metazoa, Chordata, Mammalia, Monotremata, Ornithorhynchidae.